AUGGCAGCAGCAGAUUUGCCCACUAGUACACACAAAAUGGCCGUGAAAGCUGUCGAUAGCCAGCCUAGUGGCAACCAGCCGAUGAAGGCUGAAGUCACUAGCAACGACUUCGAACCAAGAUCAGCGCCGAUCAAAUCGGUCGGGGACUUACCUAAAAAAAGGACUACAUUCAAAAUCUUGGGUGUCACCAAGAAUGCUCCUCGUAGUGGUAGUAACGAUCCCCUCAAUGAUGAUGGGGACAGCCUGGAUGAUUUGGACGAAAGCCAUACGGAAGAAAUAAGUUCGGACAUCCUUGACAGUUCCAAGAACACAGACGGGGACCAAGAUACGCCGUCGGAGGACACUACCCACAACUUGACCCCGGACGAAAUUGUUGUAAAGGAGAAAACUGACAUCCAUUCUAGAUUCAAAGUGGUCAAGAUAGAAACAAAAGAACCAUUUCGCCGGGGACGGUGGAUAUGUUAUGAUUUUCUCGAUACCCCGGCCAACAACAAUGCCGACAGGAAUGAGAUUAGGUUUCUAGUCGAUUCGGCUUCGGGUAAUUCAAGUACUACAAGUUCUGUGAAUUUUAUUUUUGGAGUCGACGAUCCGUCUAAAAAUCCGUUUCUCACCCAUCUUCUACCGUCGGUCGAUGGUAGUGGCGGCCCUGCACCCCCUGUCAGUGUUGUGACGGUAGUCCCUACUCUUCCGUCUUGCGGUAUUCAUUUACCAACCAAUUCCGAGACCUUUAAACCCAUCCAGCCGCCUUCUCAGCCUAGUCAGAACUCUGGCCAAACUAUGAGGACAGAAGGAGUUAGUGUUGGUGGUGGGUCAGGAAUCCCCACAAUAGUUCCUCUUGGAGCAAAAAUCGCUGGCACCACGAUACACACGAACCCAAUCAGUUUACCCACAUCUAAUGCAUUACAAGCUCAGUCCCACAUGAGCCAAGGACACCAGACUACCCCGAUGAGCUCUAGUAAGACACCUGUAAACCCUACUGCAAACUUAGUGACUUCGAAUGCGCCAGCUAUUUCUGGGCCUUUACCAGGCACGACAGUCUCCAAUGUUUUGCAGGGUGCGCAACAGUCCCCAUCAAACCCUAUUUUAAGAGAAUCUAGUAAUUUGUCAGCACCCCAACCUUCAAAAGUCCUUCCGUCGCCAGUUACCAGGGCCAAUCCUGCCCAAAGUGUGGCCCCCAUAAUACAUGUGUCCAAUGUGACUAACCCCUCAGAUGCCCAUGGGUCAGCUAGCAGUGUAGCAUCAAUUAGUAGUAUACCCAUGACAGUACAAAGUACCCAACAAAUGCACAUGGCAGGUGCAGCCGGCUCCCAGGCCACUACUGCUCACCCGCAGUGCCCUUUGGCCGUCAAUAGCCACAUGCCACCCGGAGCGGUCACCCCAGUGAUGACCCACCAAUCUCUGGACUCUAAAUCCGAGAAAAGCGGUCCGGUAUUGGGCCACGAUGUGGUCAAAACAAGUGGUGAGCAUGUGAAUGUACGUCCAGAAAAUAUCCAAUUGAAUGAGGUCCUUGACAAUGAUAGACUAUUUGAUACCUCAAUGCAAGCCGCGGCUUCUCUGUCGCUCACCCCCCUCACAUCUGCUGUGAGUGAGAUGGGGACCCCAGCAAAAGAAGGGAAAGAAGACAGGUAG
This is a messenger RNA of Acanthosepion pharaonis, 1629 nucleotides long. Lineage: Eukaryota; Metazoa; Mollusca; Cephalopoda; Sepiida; Sepiidae. The record is from the annotation of a GenBank genome assembly.